Miscanthus lutarioriparius is the source of this 891-nucleotide messenger RNA. NCBI's taxonomy places the organism in Eukaryota, Viridiplantae, Streptophyta, Magnoliopsida, Poales, Poaceae. The record is from the annotation of a GenBank genome assembly.
AUGCCCGCCCGCGACGUGGUGCGCACGUCCGUGCUGUCGCCGCCGUGGCGCCGCCGCUGGGAGUCCGUGCUAGACCUCGACAUCGAGCUCCACGACGUACCUGACGAAGCCGGCGCUUGGGGCUCCAUCGCCGGCUUCCUCGAGCGCUGCGCGGCCCCCGUCGGCUGCGUCAGCAUCCGCGGCGUCCCGCUGAGCGUCUACCACCGCACCGAUGACUGGGUGCGCGCCGUCGCGGGGAAGAGCCCGCGCUCGCUGUCCCUGGCGCUCCCCCUGGCCACGCCGCUGCCGUCGCUCUUCCACUGCGACCCCGCCGUGCUGGGCGAGCUGGAGCUGCGCUGCUGCGCGAUCCCGGCGCCGCCUGACGGCUUCGCGGGGUUCCAGAGGCUAAACAGGCUCGAUCUGGACGACGUGGUCUUCACAGGAGGGAAUGCGUGGGCGCAGCUGGAGGCCAUGGUCUCAGCGGCCGCGCCCACGCUCGUGGACCUCCGCCUGCAAAACAUCGCUUUCGCCGUCGCCGAUGACGGGACCGUCCCAGGCGGUGGGUGGGUCAUCCAGGCGCCCAACCUCCGUCGGCUGGUGCUGCGCCUGAGGAUCGCUGGCGCUGGCCUCUGGGAGCUUGGGCCGCUGCCGAACCUGGAGUUUGCCAGAAUCUUCCUCAACGACUCCGCAGAGAAUAUAGACUACGUCCAGAUGUUCACAGCCAUUUCCAACGUCAGGGAGCUUCACAUCGGCAACUUUGACAUGGCCACACAGGCAGCGGCAAUCAACAUAUUCCAAGAUCUUUUGUGGAGAUUUGAAAAUCUAAGUAUUUUGAGACUUGAUACAAACUUUUAUGUUCCACCACAUCAUCUAUUCAGUCUUUCUCGAUUCCUUCAAACUGUUGAAAUUAAG